Anastrepha ludens (Mexican fruit fly) is the source of this 2255-nucleotide messenger RNA. Its product is annotated as maltase A3. The transcript has 6 exons. NCBI's taxonomy places the organism in Eukaryota, Metazoa, Arthropoda, Insecta, Diptera, Tephritidae. The record is from RefSeq and is a predicted model, not a curated record. Gene Ontology annotation, biological process: carbohydrate metabolic process. Bases 231 to 2105 code for a protein of 624 amino acids.
UAAAGUGUGCUCGUUUGAAUAUUAACUUCUGCCGUACCGUUACAUCAGUUUGCCUUGGUUAAUCGUUGUGUUAGCAUUAAAUGGUGUGUGAGUCAUCACGGUGAGAGUUGAUCAUGCAAAUAUAAGGGAGAUUCGUUGUAAAAACAAAGUGAAUUGGAUUUUCAAUAUUAUUACUGGAAAACGACAACUCCAUAUACAUACAUACAUAUAAGAACGGAUAGAUAGCAACAAUGCAGCUUCGGCGCAUAUUGUUAGUUUUGUUUGUGUCAAUUUGUAGUGAAUUCGCUGGUGUAAGCUCUGGCGGCUUUCCAAAUUAUCAUGCAAAUUACGAUUUUAUCGGGUGGGAUAACCAUCUGACUUUGAAACAACUGAAUGCAGCCCAAAAGUGGUGGCAAUCGGCGACCUUCUAUCAAAUCUAUCCAAGGUCAUUUAAAGACAGCGAUGGCGAUGGCGUAGGCGAUUUGAAGGGCAUUGCCCAACAGCUUCCUUAUCUGAAGGAAAUUGGCAUCACUGCGACAUGGAUAUCACCUAUCUUCACUUCGCCUAUGGCCGAUUUCGGUUAUGACGUGGCUAAUUUUACCAAUAUCGAUCCAAGGUUUGGCACUCUUGACAACUUCGAUGCCCUUAUUGCUAGAUCUCGCGAAGUUGGCGUGAAGAUUAUUUUGGAUUUCGUUCCAAAUCAUUCAAGCGACGAGCACGAAUGGUUCAAAAAAUCUGCAGCUGGCGAUAAAGAGUUCAAAGACUUUUAUGUUUGGCAUCCUGGACGCAUGGUGAACGGAACACUCCAUCCGCCAACGAAUUGGGUGAGUGUGUUUCGCGGUUCGGCAUGGCAGUGGCAUGAAACACGAAAAGAAUAUUAUCUGCAUCAGUUUCUGAGUAAGCAGCCCGACUUGAAUUAUCGCAACCCAAAAGUGCGCACAGAAAUGAGUGAUGUCUUGCGGUUUUGGCUGCGUCGUGGUGUCGCCGGCUUCCGUAUUGAUGCAGUGCCGUUUGCAUUCGAAAUUGCACCCGAUGCAAAAGGUGAUUGGCCUGAUGAGCCUCGUAACGAUUGGGUCAUUGAUCCAGAUGAUUACAAUUAUGUCAAACAUAUCUACACAGUGGAUCAACCGGAGACUAUCGAUUUGGUUUACGAAUGGCGACGCGUGUUGGACGAAUUUCAAAGGGAGAAUGGCGGCGAUGAACGUGUGAUGCUAACCGAGGCUUACUCACCCAUUGAUGUUGUGAUGAAGUACUAUGGCAACGGCACAGCAGAGGGCGCACAGAUGCCAUUUAAUUUUUUCAUGAUCAGUUGGCUCACGAAUGACUCGGAUGCCUUUCACUUUGCAGAGACGGUAAACACUUGGUUGAAAAGCAUGCCGCAAGGACGCACGGCCAAUUGGGUGAUAGGAAACCAUGAUCAGAAUCGUGUCGGCUCGCGACUUGGUGCCGAUCGCAUUGACAUGAUGAACAUGCUGACGAACAUGCUGCCCGGUGUGAGCAUAUCAUAUUAUGGCGAGGAGAUUGGGAUGACAGACGUGUGGAUUUCAUGGAAUAAUACAGUGGACCCCUCAGCUUGUCACACCAAUCCCGACAUCUAUGAAAAAUUCUCCCGUGAUCCUGAACGCACGCCUUUCCAGUGGAGUGAUGACAAGAAUGCUGGUUUCAGCACAUCUUCGAAAACUUGGCUUCCAUUGGCGGACAACUAUAGAACGGUGAAUGUCCAACGAGAACGCGAUGAACCGCUGAGCCAUUUAAAUAUUUACAAGCAGUUGCAUGCGCUGCGAAAUGAAUCGACCCUGCGUCAUGGCAGUGUUGAAGUGAAAGCGGUGAACAAUAACGUGUUGGGUGUAAAGCGCAUGUUGUUGAAUGAUAACACUUAUGUGUUGCUGAUGAAUCUGCACGAUUCGGCAGAAGAGGUGGAUUUGAAAAACGUUUUUGGCAAUAUGCCGGAUGAAUUUGAAUAUGCUAUCGUGACCAGCAAAAGCAAGGCGAAAGAGGGAGAUGCCGUAAAAUCCUCGGAAAUUAAAUUGUUGCCCAAAGAAGCUGUUGUAUUGCGUUCAUCCACCAAAUUGACCACUACAGUGGGCUAUUAUGCUUAUUAUAUGCCAAAGAAUGGCCAAGAAUAGAUCAAAGUUAUUUGUAAUGUGUGAUUCGUUUUAAAUUGUUUACUUUUGUACUGAUAUUUUAAUGGACUGAAAACAUAUGUCUUUUUAAUCUUUAACUUACGACGUGGUUGUAAGUGUUACACUCUCUUCUUUUUAUACGCCUCUAUGUAU